Molecule: messenger RNA, 711 nt
Organism: Neoarius graeffei (lesser salmon catfish)
Lineage: Eukaryota; Metazoa; Chordata; Actinopteri; Siluriformes; Ariidae
Product: neuroendocrine protein 7B2
Exons: 5
Coding region: 1-615 (204 amino acids)
Biological process (GO): regulation of hormone secretion; neuropeptide signaling pathway
Cellular component (GO): secretory granule
Molecular function (GO): enzyme regulator activity
Source: RefSeq, a predicted model, not a curated record
AUGUGCUCGGCGGUGUGGGCGCUGUUGUUGGGCAUGGCGGCGCUGGUGUGCGGAAGGAGCGCUCGCGGUGACGCAGACAUUGAGCGCCUCCUGCACGGGGUGAUGGAGCAACUGGGCAUUGCGCGACCCCGCGAGGAGUUUACAGCGCACCAAGCGGCUAAUGUAGCAGGCCCUCUCAGCAUCCAGGGUGGUGCUCAUGAAGGACUUCAGCAUCUCGGCCCCUACGGGAACAUCCCUAAUAUUGUUGCAGAACUGACUGGGGACAAUGUUCCAAAAGACUUCAGCCAGGACCAUGGAUAUCCUGAUCCCCCUAACCCAUGCCCUCUGGGAAAAUCAGCUGCUGAUGGGUGUUUGGAGAAUUCACCAGACACAGCUGAGUUCAGCCGAGAGUUUCAGAAACACCAGCAUCUCUUUGACCCAGAACAUGACUACCCCUCACUGGCCAAAUGGAAUAAAAAGCUGUUAUAUGAAAAACUGAAAGGAGGACCGAAAAGAAGAAAAAGGAGCACCAACCCAUAUCUGAUGGGACAGAGACUGGACAAUGUGGUGGCUAAGAAAUCUGUGCCGCAUUUCCCAGAGGAGGAAGAAAUGGAAACCACUACAAGACAAGUCUGAAUGUAAUAUUAAAAUAACGGUUGUAUAAGAGAGUUACUGUAUCUAUCUGUGCAUGUUAAAAUUAGGAUCAGUAAACCUGAACCAUGAGAUGAAACU